GUAGUGUAGAAGAAAAGAAGACAAAAGAACUACAAUAAAUUGUUGCACUUAGGACGGAGUUUGUGUCAUACAUUUGUACUGGAAGUUCUACACUGUAAUGUGACAAGACAAUGCACAUUUCGAUCACUGUUGCUUCGUGUGUUGUUUUAAAUCGCACCACUUGCAAAUAAAUUAACCUCUAUCUUUAAACGAUUAGAAGUUACCGAUACUCUCAAAUUCCAGAGACAUUAGGAAUGUAAAGACUGUACUGAGGCUACGGAGUUGAGGCCCAUGGGUCGACCCCCUCCACAUCUCCAUCAUGCCUUUACUCCCCCCCUUCCAGGGCAGCUCCCUGUGUUCCCCACCAGUCAUUCAGUCACUCUCCCCAUACUAAUAUUGGUACAAGCACCUUGCCUCGGUUUACAUAGGCCAGCCUGGGUUGCAGAAGAAUUCGACAGUAGACAGAGGGGGAAGCUUCGAGCAUGGAGCACAAAUUAACAGAACACAGUGCCCCCUCAUUAUUCCGCUGCUCCAGUCAUUACCCCCCCCCCAACUUGAUUACGUAUGUUUCACGUCGUACACGUGUCAAUGAUGUUUUGUUGCAAUACAAGACUGCAUUGUAGCACUCACAGGUACAGGGGGCGAGGUCCACAGUCCGCUAUGAAUAGGGCGGGUGUCUGCUUUUUCUAACUUUGGGAAUAAAGGUAAAAAGGUAAAGUUGUCCCACGCCAUGAAGACAUAUGAGGAAUGAAUUUAUACAUUGACGUUUUCUUGACCUCGGCACUAGUUGGAGGUGAGUGGUCAGCUUCGCACCCCGGCCGCUUUGUCCCCAGCACCUAUUGGAUAGGCGGUGUGGGCCCCAGAGGUUGGCUGGGUUACAUAGAGGAGUGAAAAUUCUUGACUCUAUCAGGACUCUUUAACUCCGACCCCUCGGUCAUCCAGCCCGUAACUGGUCACCAUACAGACUGCGCUGUUAGCUCAAAUAGUAAAAUGUAUUGAGCACCCCUUUUACCUGCUCAACCUCAAUCUGAAAUUGCCUUACAUUUCAUACGUUUCUUAGUCACUGCAUAAAAUACGAGAUCACAUGACAGAGCAGGAACUGAACAUGUUUGCUAACAUCGGCUUUGUGUGGAGUGUUCGUUGUGUUAACAGCUGGUCCCAGCAGAGGCUAGAAACAGUUCUUUCAAAACACAAGGCAGCAGGCAUAGUGCAGAGCCCGUCGAUUUUUAUCGAUGUUGCCUUGCCUUCUUGGCAAAGGGGCGAUCUGGCCCACAACCACUGGACUGUGUCCUGGGAACAAAGGCAAAAUUGUUCCUAUGCUUAAACACCACGCCACGAAGACGUAAAAGAGAGCGGAGUUGUAACUCCUCGCAUUCUUAAUAUCGUCACUAGAUGGAUGUAAAUGUUCAGCUUCACGCUCCACCUGCUUUAUUUUUUGAGAAAGAGACCCCGGUACUCGUUAGAUAGGAUGCUGGGUACGUCCUGGAGGCGGUCACGGGGUUCCCCCGAUCGUCCAGUCUGUCACUUAAUCACUGCAGUCAACUCCGCACUUUGACGUAACACAAUAUAAGACGACAGGAAUCCAGCUGGCAGUGGAAUACAGCGGGAAGUACGUCGCAAAAUCCACGACUGCCAUCGUCACGAUCCUGUACUGUGACCAGGAAUACAGCAGCCAGCUGUGUAAGGGCACGUAGUUGACCGUGAUCGUGCAGAUCAGCCAAAACACCAAUCUCCCUUCAUCCUUCGCCUUCACGUUGUCAGGCGAGCUGCAUCUCCGACAUUCACUCACUACAUAGAAAAAUGUGGCGAACCAGAGCCCUCUGCGAUGCUCUCCUUGCACGUGGAAGCUGAAACGGAUUCGUAACGGCGUGGCUGUAAGUUCGAUAUUCUCAGCGCACUGAGCACUGCCACUGAGAAGAUCUGCACUCCAGUUGCGACGUCACGUAGUAUCCAGAAGGCCAUGAACCACCCUGACUGAUGAAACACGAGAAGUCACAUGGAAUGUAAAUCUAAACAGAUAUCUUCUGAUGAGGGUUCAGUGCUUGACAGUGUCACAGAUUUUCCUUGGUGAAGGGGCGAUUAAGGGCGAAGAGCAUAUUAUCCAAGUGGAGUCAGGUGGAAGAGCUGGGAAAAUGAGCAUGCCCAUUGCACGCCUGCAGAGAGGCACCAUUGAAAACUUCCCCCUGAAAGUCAUGUUUUCGGAUUCACCAGUCAGAUUCCAGCUGAUCAAAGGGUCUGGUCCCGUACAUGUGAUAGCAACUCACACAUUUGAUCUUGACAAAGAGUUGAAUAGUGAGUUUGUGGAAGAAGAAUCGGAAACGCAGGAUGAAGCUGAGGCAGAGACAGAACCAGAUUCAUAUUCAGAUGGAGGGUCUCCAUCCAGUGAGGCAGAUUCUGUUCCUGAGAAGAAGAAACGCAGGGUUUCAGAUGUGAAGACUAAGGGAGAUGAACCAGAGAAGCGAAAGAAAAUGAAGAAACCAAAAGGAAAAAAGAAAGAUAAAACUCCAUCUCAAGGGAAGAGCAAGAAUUAGUUACAAAUGAUGAUUCUUCUUGCAUCUGGCAUGCACUGUAAUGGAUGACAUACACAGUAAAGUUUGGUGAGAAGUAAUUACUGCGCCCUAUUGUGGAUAUUGUGGAUUUAGAAGAUCCAGGGAAUUGUUAAACAGACUUUGGAUUCUUGCUGAUAAUGCAGAUUGUGGAUGUGUCAUCAUAAUUAACUUCUUAACCACCUCCUCCCCCUAUUCCGUGUUUCUGCUUUGUGUGGUUCAAUGGAUCAAUUUUGUCAUGUUCUUCCAUACUUUAUUAUUUUAUUUUUUGUUGUCUGUGCAAUAUGUAGGAAUCUUAACACAUAGUACAAAGGUUUUUAUGUAGAUGUUGAUGCCAAUUGUACUAUACAAGAUAUUUUCCUGGACAUUACGCACUUCCAGGUGACAUCAGGGAAGCAAACUGAAAUGUAUUACUCAGGUCCGGCUAUGCAUUGUGUGUCUUCAUAAUUCAGUUUGCAGAGUAAUGUAUGUUGAGAUCAUAUUGGGAACAUAUUACUGCCCGUUUUUCUUGAAUAUGCAAUUUAUCUUAAUAUAAUUAAAUUCAGUUCACAAAACAUCACAUAAAUUGUUAAUAUAUAUAUAUCUCACAUUUUAAAAUUGGUAGGAAUUUUUCAAACCCUUGAGCAAUAACACUUGCUUUGUAGUACCACAGUCACAAGCACAUGAAUGUGAAUGCAGACUCUUUCCAAGAAA
Cryptotermes secundus is the source of this 3218-nucleotide messenger RNA. Its product is annotated as BLOC-1-related complex subunit 6. The coding region runs from base 2007 to 2510 and encodes 167 amino acids. Gene Ontology annotation, cellular component: nucleolus; cytoplasm; BORC complex. The record is from RefSeq and is a predicted model, not a curated record. Gene Ontology annotation, molecular function: histone binding; chromatin binding; RNA binding. Gene Ontology annotation, biological process: lysosome localization; chromatin remodeling. The transcript is spliced from 7 exons. NCBI's taxonomy places the organism in Eukaryota, Metazoa, Arthropoda, Insecta, Blattodea, Kalotermitidae.